This is a messenger RNA of Limanda limanda (common dab), 1447 nucleotides long. It is a transcript of the gene cckar, whose product is annotated as cholecystokinin A receptor. The record is from RefSeq and is a predicted model, not a curated record. The transcript is spliced from 5 exons. Lineage: Eukaryota; Metazoa; Chordata; Actinopteri; Pleuronectiformes; Pleuronectidae. Gene Ontology annotation, molecular function: cholecystokinin receptor activity; gastrin receptor activity. Gene Ontology annotation, cellular component: plasma membrane. The coding region runs from base 2 to 1345 and encodes 447 amino acids. Gene Ontology annotation, biological process: phospholipase C-activating G protein-coupled receptor signaling pathway.
CAUGGAGACGUUCACGAUACAAGACGUGCUCAUGAACUCCUCCGACCUCAACAAGAUCCUCUGCAAUUUCGGGAUCGGGAAUAUUUCGGAAUGCGAGGAGGAGCAGGAGCCGUCGCCCGAACACCAAGAUAUCAACCAGACCGUGCGGAUCUUCCUCUACAGCCUCAUCUUCCUCCUCAGCGCCGUGGGCAACGGCCUCAUCGUGGCCGUGCUGGUGAGGAACCGGAGCAUGAGGACGGUCACCAACCUCUUCCUGCUGUCCCUGUCCAUCAGCGACCUGAUGGUGUCCCUGGUCUGCAUCCCCUUCACCCUCAUCCCCAACCUCAUGAGGGACUUUGUCUUCGGAGCCGGGAUGUGCAAGCUGGUCAUGUACUUCAUGGGUAUCUCAGUCAGCGUCUCCACCUUCAACCUGGUGGCCAUCUCCCUGGAGCGCUACAGCGCCAUCUGCAACCCGCUGACCUCCAGGUCGUGGCAGACCAAAUCCCACGCCGCCAAGGUCAUCACCGCCACCUGGGUGGCGUCCUCCAUCCUGAUGCUGCCCUACCCCAUCUCCAGCACCCUGAAGCCUUUCACCCGCCUCGACAACAGCACCGGGCACAUGUGCCGCCUGGUGUGGCCCAACGACGCCAUCCAGCAGUCCUGGUACGUGUGUCUGUUGCUGCUGCUCUUCCUGAUCCCCGGGAUCGUCAUGAUGACAGCGUACGGACUCAUCUCCAUGGAGCUGUACAGGGGCAUGAAGUUUAAGAUGUCCACUAGGAAAUCCAGCAGAGAAAGGCAGUGCAGCACCAGCAGCAUCAAACCCGGGGACAACGACGGCUGCUACAUGCUGCCGUUGAAGAAGAGGAGCAUCACCUGCAGCUUCUCCCACUCCAGCUCCAAGUCCACGCCGGUGGGUCGUGUGUCCAACAGCAGCUCCACCGCCAACCUGAUGGCCAAGAAGCGCGUGGUCCGCAUGCUGCUGGUCAUCGUCUUCCUCUUCUUCCUCUGCUGGACCCCCGUGUACGUGGUCAACGCCUGGCAGGCGUUCGACCGGCGCUCGGCCCACCGCCUGACCGGCGCGCCCAUCUCCUUCAUCCACCUGAUGUCCUACACCUCGGCCUGCGUCAACCCCAUCAUCUACUGUUUCAUGAACAAGCGUUUCCGCCAGGGCAUGCUGGCCACCUUCAGCUGCUGCAGCUGCAUCAGGAAAAGCGGCUCGGGGGGGUCGGCCGUAAACAACAAGGGGGAUGUGAGCAAAACGAGAGCGGCGCCGAAGACCCCCGAUCAGAACGGUCACACCCCGACGAGCGGAGCCACCACGCGCUUCGACUACACCGGCGUCCGAACGUCAGCCGAAGUCAGCUGACCUCGACCGGACAGAGGAUCUGAGUUGAGGUCACGUUCGUCCUCACUGUGCUGAUGGGACCAGUUCACGAGCGGCCAUGUUGCUUUAGCUUGACCCGACAAG